Molecule: messenger RNA, 1976 nt
Organism: Zea mays
Lineage: Eukaryota; Viridiplantae; Streptophyta; Magnoliopsida; Poales; Poaceae
Biological process (GO): proteolysis
Cellular component (GO): vacuole
Molecular function (GO): dipeptidyl-peptidase activity; serine-type exopeptidase activity
Source: RefSeq, marked provisional
GCGGACACCGAUGAUGGGGUCUCGCGUUCGCAUCGUCUUCCUCCUCCUCGCCUUCCUCUUCGCGCGCGCCGCCGAGCCGAUCGCCGCCGCCGCACCCGCCGGCAGCAGGCACCUUACGAAGGACGAGCGGUGGAUGAACCAGCGCCUCGACCACUUCUCCCCCACCGACCACCGGCAAUUCAAGCAGCGCUACUUCGAGUUCCUCGACUACCAUCGGGCCCCCGGCGGCCCGGUCUUCCUGCGCAUCUGCGGCGAGUCCGCCUGCGACGGCAUCCCCAACGAUUACCUGGCCGUGCUCGCCAAGAAGUUCGGCGCCGCGGUGGUGACGCCGGAGCACCGGUACUACGGGAAGAGUUCUCCAUUCAAGCAGCUGACCACCGAGAACCUGAGGUUCCUGUCGUCGAAGCAGGCCCUGUUCGACCUGGCCGUCUUCCGGCAGUACUAUCAGGAAUCGCUGAAUGCCCGGUACAACCGAUCAGGUUUCGACAACCCCUGGUUCGUCAUCGGGGUCUCCUACUCCGGCGCUCUCAGCGCCUGGUUCAGGCUCAAGUUCCCCCAUUUGACAUGUGGGAGCCUCGCGAGCUCAGGGGUGGUUCUUGCAGUGUACAACUACACCGACUUUGACAAGCAGGUUGGAGAGUCAGCUGGCCCUGAGUGCAAAGCUGUCCUUCAGGAAAUAACUGAACUCGUUGACGAACAGCUCCGGCUGGAGAGUCACUCGGUGAAGGCUCUAUUUGGAGCACAGACGCUGAAAAAUGAUGGCGACUUCCUCUUCUUCCUGGCGGAUGCGGCAGCGACAACCUUCCAAUACGGGAACCCAGAUGCCUUGUGCCCUCCACUAAUAAAGGCGAAGAAGAACAGGAAAAACUUGGUGGAAGCAUAUGCUCAAUUUGUGAAAGAUUAUUACAUUAAAAAAAUGGAGACACCACCAUCCUCGUAUGAUCGAGAAUAUCUGAAGGAAACAACUCCACAUGAUUCUAGUUCUAGGCUCUGGUGGUUCCAAGUUUGCAGUGAGGUUGCCUACUUUCAAGUGGCACCCAAAAAUGACAGCGUUCGUUCUGCAAGGAUCAAUACGAGGUACCAUUUGGACCUAUGCAGACAUGUCUUUGGGGAAGGCGUUUAUCCCGAUGUGUUCAUGACGAACUUGUAUUAUGGAGGCACAAGAAUCGCUGCUUCUAAAAUCGUGUUUACAAAUGGCUCCCAAGACCCAUGGCGCCAUGCCUCCAAGCAGAAAUCAUCGAAAGACAUGCCGUCGUACAUAAUGAAAUGCAGAAACUGCGGACAUGGGACUGAUCUGAGGGGCUGUCCGCAGUGGCCUUUCAGGAUCGAAGGGGACGCUUCGAACUGCUCGUCUCUCGCUGUAGUCAAUACCGCAAGGGAGAGGAUCGCCAAGCACAUCGACCUGUGGCUGUCGCAAUGCAGCAAACCAUCAGUAGGAGCCUGGUAACCGCGGACUAGUGGUUCAUCCACUCGGGAAGAGUGGAAAGAGGUUUGGAUUGGAUGUCCUGGAGCAAACUUGUGUCGGGACUUGGAUUACGUGUUUGUGCACUUUGAAAAGCAGAUAAAGCUGAUGGUGUAAAGCAGCAGUGCCCGGUACCCCACCAGGGUACGUGAUGCAGGCAGGGGUGGUGCUGUCUGUGUCGAUGCCGUCGUCCUUUUCUGGCGUGGCGCUGCAGACGACCGACGUGUCACGGCGCGUUUGGGUGCGCGGCGCGCGCGCGUCAAAACGUAACAAGUACUAGUACCUACUACUACGUGCCAUGCCAGGUGUUGCGUCAAAACGUAACAAGUUUCUCCCUUCCGUUCUUUGUCCGAGCGAGUUUACAAGUACUAUACUACCAAAAAGGCCAAAGCGAACCCGCAAUUUUCUUAUGUAUACUAGUAGUAGUGAACUGCUGCACCAACAUCCGGUCCACGUAAACAUGUGCCUUUUCCGACGUGUAUGUUUUAUUUAAUGGCAUGUGUUCACUUGUGCA